CCAUACAAACUAAAAACUCACCAUGAUCUGAAACUGAAAAAGGUAAGUCAUCACUUCUUCAUCGUCAUCAUCAAAUCCCCAAACCUCAAAAGCAAAACAGAAGUGAAAAUACAAAAAAAUAAAAAAUGUCCAUAUCCAUGGCCUUGUUUUCUCCUCCUCCAACACCCUUCUCUGUCAAACCCAAUCUUACCCACAAAUCCACUCCUUUUCUCCCUCUUAAGACACCCUUUCUUUUGCUUUCCACUCCCAAGUCUCUACCAGACAAUGGAGCUGGAGUUUCAGCUUCAGUUGCUGCCGUUGAAGACUCGAAGCCCAACCAGGAAGAUCCCGUCGUUGAAAAGGCCGUCGAGGGGUCUCUUGUGCCUAACGGGGUGGCUACGAGCGCUGAAGUCGAGGUUUUGAGCAAGUUUGAGGACCCUAGGUGGAUUGGUGGAACUUGGGACUUGAAACAGUUUGAGAAAAAUGGUCGCACCGACUGGGAUGCUGUUAUUGAUGCUGAGGUCCGGAGGAGAAAAGGGCUCCAGGAUAAUCCAGAAACUACCAGUAACGACGACCCUGUAGUGUUUGAUACUUCCAUCAUACCUUGGUGGGCAUGGAUGAAAAGGUUCCAUCUACCCGAAGCUGAAUUGCUUAAUGGCCGUGCGGCAAUGAUAGGGUUCUUCAUGGCGUAUCUGGUCGAUAGCCUGACCGGAGUAGGUUUGGUUGACCAAAUGGGCAACUUCUUUUGCAAGACUCUAUUAUUUGUAGCUGUUUCGGGAGUGCUUUUAAUCAGGAAGAAUGAAGAUUUAGAUAACAUCAAGAAGCUGAUUGAAGAGACAACCUUUUAUGACAAGCAAUGGCAAGCAACUUGGCAAGAUGACACCACUUCCAACAAUGACUAGUUCAAUUGCAGUUUCCUUGUCUUAACAAUUCUCGUCUCUUUUACUUUUUGUUUUUCCUUUCACAAAUGCUGGUUUUGUGAGGAAACAGAACUUGAAAUCUGACUACUUUCAAUAUGCCUAGUGUGUGCUUGAUAUUAGCAUUAAUGAAUAUAUGGCAUGAAAGUUUCACCUA
Hibiscus syriacus is the source of this 1053-nucleotide messenger RNA. Its product is annotated as light-harvesting complex-like protein 3 isotype 2, chloroplastic. The transcript has 3 exons. Lineage: Eukaryota; Viridiplantae; Streptophyta; Magnoliopsida; Malvales; Malvaceae. The record is from RefSeq and is a predicted model, not a curated record. Bases 126 to 881 code for a protein of 251 amino acids.